CCCUCUGCUUCAUUCAGUUGCAUUCAGUAAGCAGGUCCUGUCAUCCAUAACAAAGCAACAAAAUAAAAAAAAUAAUGAAGCUGUUUGUGUGUGUAUUACUUUUUGGUGCCGCUUUGGCCAUGCCAAACGCAGAAUGGGAGCUGUUCAAACGAGCUUUUGACAGGGCAUACACAGCUGAGGAAGAAGCAUAUCGCAGAACUGUUUUUGAAGAUAACCAAAAAUUUAUCCAGAAGCACAACGCUGAAUAUGCUCAGGGAAUCCACACACAUACCGUGGGAAUCAACGAGUUUGCUGACUUGACAAACGCAGAAUUUGUUGCUUUUUUCAAUGGUUACUUAAUGGUGAACAAAACCCGUGGAUCCGCAUACCUGGAACCAAGCAAUUACGAAGCUCCAGCUACAGUCGACUGGAGGAAUAAGGGCUUCGUCACACCUGUCAAGAACCAGAAACAAUGUGGAUCCUGCUGGGCUUUCUCUACAACUGGGUCUUUGGAAGGACAACAUUUCAAAAAAUAUAUGAAACUCGUAUCUCUCAGCGAACAGCAGUUAGUUGACUGCUCCCAAGCAUACGGUAACAACGGCUGCGAAGGAGGUCUGAUGGACAACGCUUUUAGAUACAUCAAAGCUAAAGGUGGGAUUGAAUCUGAGGAGGGUUACACAUAUACCGCAAGGGAUGGAAAAUGCAAGUUUGAGGCUAACCUUGUUGUUGCUACCGAUACUGGUUUUACUGAUAUUGAGUCGGGUAGUGAAAAAAAGCUGAAGAGUGCAGUUGCAACUGUUGGUCCAAUUUCAGUUGCAAUGGAUGCCAGCCACCAGUCAUUCCAGCUUUAUAAAAAUGGUGUAUAUUCUGAGCCUCGAUGCAGCAGUACACGUCUAGACCACGGAGUCCUAGCUGUUGGCUAUGGUGAAGACAGUGAAAGCGGUGAAUCCUAUUGGCUCAUCAAGAACAGCUGGGGCACCACUUGGGGAAUGGAAGGCUACUUCAAGAUCACUCGCAAAGGCAACAUGUGCGGAAUUGCCACCCAAGCAAGCUACCCACUGGUUUAGACUGUUUACAUGAUUUACUGCACUACACCGUCGGGAAUCUAAAACAAUAUUUCGGAAUAUUGCAGCUUUAAUAAACUAGAGUUAUUCUUAAAAUCGUAUAGGCCUACUAUAAUGUCUACCUAAGAAAAAAAAUUAUCUACCAGUUGUAGUUUCAUUACCGCCACCUAGCUACAGGAACAUUAUCGAUUAAAACCGAGACGAUGGCGUUCGGGAACCAGGUGUGCAGAUAGUCACGUUUUGUACUCCGACUCAAAACAUGUUUCUAAAAUAUACUUAUUAUUCGCAUUUGGAAUACUGUGUUUAAAGAUUAAUUUUAAAUUAACGAAUACUGCAUUUUAGAUAUAUUUUAAAUAUUUGAAGAUAGCAGCAUUUUGCUUUACGGCAAAUUAUUAAUAAAAAAUAAAUAUGUAAAA
Molecule: messenger RNA, 1459 nt
Organism: Anneissia japonica
Lineage: Eukaryota; Metazoa; Echinodermata; Crinoidea; Comatulida; Comatulidae
Product: cathepsin L1-like
Exons: 9
Coding region: 75-1046 (323 amino acids)
Cellular component (GO): lysosome
Molecular function (GO): cysteine-type endopeptidase activity
Source: RefSeq, a predicted model, not a curated record